Messenger RNA from Caenorhabditis auriculariae, 2069 nucleotides. NCBI's taxonomy places the organism in Eukaryota, Metazoa, Nematoda, Chromadorea, Rhabditida, Rhabditidae. The record is from the annotation of a GenBank genome assembly.
AUGAGAGUUAGCGUAAAAGUUAGAACAACAGGGAAAAUAAUCCCUCUGGCAGAUCUCACGGGUACCGACACGAUUUGUCGACUUUAUCAAAAAGUGGAAGAGAUUUAUACAAAAAGGUGAUUUCUUUCGACUUUUUUUGAUUUAUUUCGAAAAUGUUGUAGUGAUUUUACUCUGCACAUCGGAAGCGAGCGUUUGGAAGACAAAUCUAAAACGUUGGAGGAGGCAGGAAUCGUCGACGGAGAUAGGCUUUUCUUGGACAGGUUUUCGACCUUAUUAGCUAUUACGAGUUUUCUAAAAUUACUCAUAGUUUCCGAUUUUCAGUUCUAAUUAGAACUUUCAGCGGUGGUCCUCCUGUUGCAGAGAAGAGAAAUCGUCCGCCGAUAGUGUCAGAAGGAUAUCCGCCGCCGACAACAGAUCCCUCCAGUUCUGGGAGUUCCACAGACAACAUGGAAGACUUCAGGAACGCUAUUUGCCGUGCAGUUACCGAUAUUAUGAACGACUUCGGCUAUUCAGUAUGCUGCUUCCUAUUUUUUCACAGAGACAGCUAUUCAAACAUUUGUUUUCCUGAAACCUGAGUUUUACAUUUUGAAGUUCUCCUCGAUGCAAUCUUGGAACGGAGACGGGUCGAGCGGUUUUGAGCAGACUUUUUUGUCGCCACAACGUCACGGAGUGAGGAUGACUGUUGGAGUCAUUCUCCAGGUCCUCUUCUUUCUAAUUGGAUUCAACAAAAUCGGUUUACUUUCAGAUCUUAAGACGUCCGGGCGGAGGGCUCGAAUCGGUGGGAAAUACUUUUAUUUUCAGAGGUUUUUCCUAUAUUAGUUUUGUCCUAAUCAGUUUUUCCAGACUCUACCAGAAAUUUUGUAAAUAUGUUCAAUAUUAUGCCAAUCAAUGUUGCUGACGACGUUCGCAGGGGAAUCGGUGGACUACUGAAAAAUCAAAUUUGCAAGUUCUCAACAUUUUACAAAUGUUUUAGGCUCAGGGAUUGGGCUUUUUUUACUUUAUCUUUAAAUUGAGCAGAAUGAGCCAAAACAUUUGCAGCAUGUAAUUUUUUUUCAAAAGUUUUUCAAAAAUAGAAGAGAAUUAUUCUGAAAUAAUGAAAUUUUGCGAUUUUGAGUUAUUAUGAUGAAUGUGAAAUUUUUCUUUGAAAUUGAAAUUUAGAAAAAAUUAUCAACAAAAAACAUAUAUUUUUCCAGCGUCAGCUUCUCUGAGCAACAUCUUCUUGUUUGACGACAUGCGCGAUCAGAUUUUGGAGAACUUGAAGCCAGGUGACGUCGCUCGUCUCAUGCACACUAACCGCGCCAUAAGGACUUCUUUGAUUUCGAAAAAAGUCGACAACAAGUUCUGGAAAGCGGCCAUCACUAAGUUUGACACAGUCUGAGCAUCCUCAGAAAAGUUUCAUUUUGAGGGAAUUCCCGAGGGAACUCACAUCCACAAGUGAAGGUGCCAGUAGAUCGUUCAGACUGAUGUAUGGUGGCGCGGUGUUGAAUCGUGCCAGACAGUCGCAGUUACGGCCGGAAAUCCCGUGGGUCCCUCUGUCGAUGCACCGGUUCCAUGCGCCUCUCGAGCCACGUCGGCCUUUUAGUCCAGGCUUCGAUCCAGUUGGCAAUCCUUAUCCGGAUGUGAAUCCCUAUGUUCCGAUGCCUGAUCCUCUCAACCCGAUUGGAGAUCCUCGGAACCCUCUGGCCGACGAACGUCAGCCGUUUCUUCCAGGCUUUAGUCGCCCUCGUGCUCCAGGACCUGGCAAGUAUUUUGAAGGAUUUAAGUAAUUAUUAUUGCGGGAAAUUUCGAAAAAUCUACUCCCAAUAUCUCUCUCAUAAGAGUUUGUGGUGAGCAGAAUAUUUUAAAAGAGAUAACACUUUUGGUACUGGACGGAAAGUUUUUAGUUUCAAGCAGCCCUUUUGAUCUCACUUGAUUUGUCGGAUCAAGGAAACAAUUUUUCAUCAUUACUUUUGCUCUAUUCAGACCUCAAUCCGUUCGGCGACCCCUUGAACCGAGAGAUUUUCGGUCCUCCUCGUGGCGGUCAAAGAAAUCCUGGAGGGCCGUUCCAGCGCGGCGGACAUUUCCUCUGA